Molecule: messenger RNA, 2115 nt
Organism: Plasmodium coatneyi
Lineage: Eukaryota; Apicomplexa; Aconoidasida; Haemosporida; Plasmodiidae
Exons: 5
Coding region: 1-2115 (704 amino acids)
Source: RefSeq, a predicted model, not a curated record
AUGAAACUGAAGUUUCUUUUCGCCCUGUUCAAAAUAAUUGCCCUCGAAAACAUGUUCCAUAUCACGCAAGACAUCGUAACUGUAUCUACCAAAUGCAGCAAAAGGGGCCAUACUUUAUCCAACCAAAGCGACUGCUUGGAGCAGAGAAGUAAGUACGAUAAUUUGCAUUUCUGGGGAUCCUCAAACACUCUGUUUGGAAAAAAAAAUGACCAUUCGCUUUUACAAUUGCGCAUACGAAGUGAAGAGGACGAACAGGAGGAUGGAAACGGGGAGGAGGAAAGCGGACAGGGGAACGACAACGAAGAUGAUGAUUCGUCCACGGAUUCAAAUUCUUCCGGAUCGAACAACGACCAGAAUGAUGAUUCGCAAAACAAAAAGGGGACUAAUAAAAAAAAAAAAAAUUCAAACCAUCAUUAUUUAAGAAACCUAAAUGUGCACAACCACAAUGGUAAUAACAACGGAUCGAACCAAGACUCAGGCAGUGGUGAAGGGCACAAGCAUCACAGGGGGAAGAACCACAAGCACAAUAAAAAAAACGUGCAAGGUGGAAUGUCUAACGGUGCGAGCAGCGCCAAUGUGAAUAACAAUGUUAAUGCGAAUAGCAACAUGAAUGCAAAUUACAACAUGAAUGCGAAUAACAACGUGAAUGUGAAUAACAACAUGAAUGGGGGAAAUAACGUCAAUGGGAAUACCAUGAAUGGAAACAACGUCAAUGGGAAUAACAUGAACGGAAAUAACAUAAAUGGAAAUAACAUGAAUGGAAAUAACAUAAAUGGAAAUAACAUGAAUGGAAAUAACAUGAACGGAAAUAACAUGAACGUAAAUAAUAUGGGCAGCAAUAACAUGAAUGGAAAUAACAUGAACGUAAAUAAUAUGGGCGGCAAUAACAUGAACGGGGUUAGCAGCCCUAAUGGAAACAUCCCCAAUGGCAGCAAUAACUCAAGUACAAGCGCGGCUGCCGCCCUUGGAGCCGCCUCCACCUCCGUAGCUGCGGGCAAUGGCAAUAGCACAAAUGCACCCAAUACAAACACAAACGCGUAUCAAGGAACUACACCGGAAAUGGCCAUGUCUAGCCCCUCCGAGGAUGCAAACGCUGUACAAGUCUUUUUAAAAUUAAUGGAAAAUAACGAUAAAUUUAACACCAGCGAAAUUAUAUGCAGUUCGAUCAACUGCACUCCCCUAACGAACGACGCCAACGGGAAGGUGCCCCUGGCCGAUUGCACAAAUGUAACGUACUGCGGCGGGUGUUCCAUUUUGGGAACAUCAAGAGACCAGUGUAGCAACAUGAAAAGUUUUAACCCAGAUAAUAUCCUCGUAUCAUCGGGUUUCGUCGACUCUGCAAAUCUGAAUAGCCAAAAUAGCUUGGUAGGUUUGCCGUUUGUGUGGGACAAGGCGUUGUUCGACUUCUCCAAGUGUGUCCCUGAUGUGAGUAGAUUCGUGCAGGCAUCCAAGGGACUUCCCAAUGCAGAUAAAUCUGAGGCGUACAAGCACCUGUUCCGGCUAGCCAACUUUUACAUAUACGGAACGAAGCUCGCAGAGGAUAACAACGCGAACGGGUUGAACGUAUCCGUCAAGAUAAACAAUGUCAACUCUGAUUCUUUAAAACCAAAUGAGCAAUUACCGAAUGGAAACAAUUCCCUUCCCACGUGCCCUUUGAAUGUAGCUAAUUUCAAAACUUUUAACAUUCACCAGACGCAGUCCUUCGCCUUUUACCAGCGCCUAUUUAUCCCAGAAAGCAGCAACCAGCUGGACAGCCGAAACUUGAGUGUCGACAUAACCAACGACCAGGGGUACCACGUGGGGAACUACUUCUUUUACGCCAAAAUUGAAUGCCCCCGGACGGACCCAGCUAUAGAAAACUGGCUAAAGCUUCAAGAGACGCAACAAACGAAUGUGUUACAGAACCUGCAAAACAGUAAUCAAACAGGGGGCAAUCUCCCAAACGGGGCACAAAACGGAAACGGCGCACAGGUGAGCCCUCCUGGAAAUGUGCAACAGCCCAAGAGUGGUAAUUCGCAAGGUGAUUCUAAGCAAAAGGCGGCUUCGCACAAGAGCGCCCCGAGCAUACUUCUCCUUUUGCUACCAGUAAUUAUGUACUUCGUUUUGGUGAAUUAG